Aspergillus melleus is the source of this 2834-nucleotide messenger RNA. It is a transcript of the gene RAD3, whose product is annotated as TFIIH/NER complex ATP-dependent 5'-3' DNA helicase subunit, variant 3. Gene Ontology annotation, molecular function: hydrolase activity, acting on acid anhydrides, in phosphorus-containing anhydrides; DNA helicase activity; damaged DNA binding. The coding region runs from base 831 to 2627 and encodes 598 amino acids. The record is from RefSeq and is a predicted model, not a curated record. NCBI's taxonomy places the organism in Eukaryota, Fungi, Ascomycota, Eurotiomycetes, Eurotiales, Aspergillaceae. The transcript is spliced from 2 exons. Gene Ontology annotation, cellular component: nucleus. Gene Ontology annotation, biological process: nucleotide-excision repair; positive regulation of mitotic recombination; transcription by RNA polymerase II.
GGGCUGGUGUCAUCGAUCGCCCGAACAGGAAAAGGCGCGGGUCUCUUUGACCUUUGGAAAGUCCGGAAUGUGAGAGCUUCUGCUGCUUCUGCUGCCUUGUCCAGAGCAUCGUGCUCGUCCGUCACAAUGAAGUUCUUCAUUGAUGACCUGCCCGUCCUCUUCCCGUACCCACGUAUAUAUCCCGAGCAAUAUGCCUACAUGUGCGACCUCAAAAAGACCCUCGAUGCCGGGGGCAACUGUGUCCUCGAGAUGCCUUCGGGUACCGGGAAAACAGUAUCGCUUCUGUCGUUAAUUAUCGCCUACCAGCUACAUUAUCCGGAACACCGCAAACUCAUCUACUGCUCUCGUACAAUGUCGGAGAUCGAAAAGGCGUUGGCCGAGCUGAAGGCGUUGAUGAAGUUUCGGACGGACCAGCUUGGAUACACGGAGGACUUCCGGGCGCUCGGUCUGACCAGUCGAAAGAAUUUGUGUCUGCAUCCGUCCGUCAAAAGGGAGAAAAGCGGCACAGUCGUCGAUGCGAGGUGUCGGAGCUUAACGGCGGGAUUUGUCAAGGAAAAGAAAGAGCGCGGUGAGGAUGUCGAGCUGUGCACGUAUCAUGAGGUAUGGAUAAGGAGGUCGCGCUCCUUAGAACCUAAACUGAUGCGUCAAAUAGAACCUGGAUCUACUCGAACCGCAUAACCUCAUCCCUCCCGGCGUUUUCACUCUCGACGGUCUACUCAAAUACGGCGAGGAGCACAAGCAAUGUCCCUACUUUUCGGCACGACGGAUGGUGAAUACCCUCGAGCCUUACAGUUUUUGAAACUCCGGUCAUACUAACCUGCUUCACAUAGAUGCCAUUUUGCAACGUCAUAAUCUACUCAUACCACUACCUAUUGGAUCCGAAAAUUGCGGAGCGGGUAUCGAAAGAAUUCUCAAAAGACUGUAUAGUGGUCUUUGACGAAGCACACAAUAUCGACAACGUAUGCAUUGAAUCCCUCAGUAUCGACAUCACGGAAGAUUCGUUGCGCAAGGCCACAAGGGGAGCAAAUAACUUGGAACGGAAAAUCCACGAGAUGAAGAGUUCGGAUGCCGAGAAGUUGCAGAACGAAUAUUCCAAGCUUGUUGAAGGAUUAAGGGAGGCAGAACAGGCGCGAGAAGAGGAGCAGUUCAUUUCGAACCCCGUCCUUCCGGAUGACCUGCUGAAGGAGGCCGUGCCGGGCAACAUCCGUCGUGCAGAGCAUUUUGUCACCUUCCUCAAACGAUUCAUCGAAUACCUCAAGACCCGAAUGAAAGUCACCCAUACCAUUUCCGAAACGCCCCCUUCGUUCUUGACCCACGUAAAGGACUUGACAUUUAUCGAACGAAAACCCCUUCGUUUCUGCGCCGAACGACUCACGUCCCUCGUGCGAACGCUAGAACUUAUUAAUAUAGAAGACUACCAGCCCCUUCAAGAGGUGGCGACAUUCGCGACUCUGGUCGCAACUUACGACAAAGGAUUCCUUCUAAUUCUUGAGCCGUUCGAGUCCGAGGCGGCCACCGUGCCGAACCCCAUCCUACACUUCACCUGCCUUGAUGCUGCGAUUGCCAUCAAACCCGUCUUUGACAGAUUCAGCUCCGUUAUCAUCACUUCGGGGACUCUGUCGCCCCUGGAGAUGUAUCCAAAGAUGCUGGAUUUCACCACAGUCAUGCAAGAAUCGUACAGUAUGACACUUGCACGUCGGUCUUUCCUCCCCAUGAUUGUGACGCGAGGAUCCGAUCAAGCGCAGGUCUCUUCGGGAUUCCAGAUUCGAAAUGACCCCGGUGUCGUCCGCAACUAUGGAAAUAUUGUCCUCGACUUCGCCCGCAUCACCCCCGAUGGUGUCGUUGUUUUCUUCCCCUCCUAUCUGUACAUGGAGUCCAUCAUCAGCAUGUGGCAAGGCAUGGGUAUCCUGGACUCGAUUUGGAACUACAAAUUAAUCCUGGUCGAAACCCCUGAUGCGCAGGAAUCUUCCCUCGCACUGGAGACGUACCGAACCGCCUGCUGCAACGGACGAGGCGCUAUCCUUUUCUGUGUCGCACGAGGCAAAGUAUCCGAAGGGAUCGAUUUCGACCACCACUACGGGCGCGCCGUGCUGUGCAUCGGCGUUCCCUUCCAGUACACCGAAUCCCGCAUCCUGAAGGCCCGUCUCGAGUUCCUCCGCGAGAAUUACCGCAUCCGCGAAAACGACUUCCUGUCCUUCGACGCCAUGCGUCACGCCGCCCAAUGCCUGGGUCGUGUCCUCCGUGGCAAAGACGAUUACGGAGUCAUGGUCCUCGCCGACAGACGAUUUCAGAAAAAGCGCAACCAACUCCCCAAGUGGAUCAGUCAAGCCAUGUUGGAAAGCGAAACGAAUCUCAGCACCGACAUGGCGGUCGCCACGGCCAAGAACUUUCUGCGCACCAUGGCCCAGCCCUUCAAGGCUAAGGACCAGGAGGGUAUCUCCACGUGGAGCCUCGCUGAUCUGGAAAAGCAUCGCGAGAAGCAAAUGCAGGAAGAAGACCGAGUCCGGCGUGAAGAGCUGGCCAACGGUAAUGGCGCAAACGGCGUCUAUCGUAAUGGCGUGCCUGAUGAUGCGGAUGAAUUUGACGACAAUAUUGACGAAGACCUCAUGAUGCUGGAUGCGCAGUGAAAACACACCAACUUAAUAUUACUAUACUUCCCCUUGUUAAAAUAGAUUUGCUGCUUUUUGGCUAUAUUUUCUGUCUUCUGCGAUUUCUGUAUCUGCUUUUCACUUACUGGAAAUAAGUCCGUCCAACAUGAUGAUACCACGGUGGUUCUAUAUGGUGUUUUAUAUAUAAGAACAUUCUCACUCGAAUAUGAUUCUACUCUACUGAAA